This is a messenger RNA of Alexandromys fortis (reed vole), 3030 nucleotides long. It is a transcript of the gene Espnl, whose product is annotated as espin like. The record is from RefSeq and is a predicted model, not a curated record. Gene Ontology annotation, molecular function: actin filament binding. The transcript is spliced from 9 exons. Gene Ontology annotation, biological process: actin filament bundle assembly. Bases 1 to 3030 code for a protein of 1009 amino acids. Lineage: Eukaryota; Metazoa; Chordata; Mammalia; Rodentia; Cricetidae. Gene Ontology annotation, cellular component: cytoplasm.
AUGGAAGAGCAGCAGGCACUGGCGGCCUCCAAGGAUGGGGAUGUAGCCACCUUGGAGCAGCUGCUUGAGGCGGGUGCCCUGAGCCCAGGAAUCACCGAUGAGUUGGGGGCUGGCCUGGUGCAUCAUGCCACCCGGGCUGGCCACCUGGACUGUGUCAAGUUCCUGGUGCAGAGGGCCAAGCUGCCCAGCAACCAGCAGGCACACAACGGGGCCACGCCAGUUCAUGAUGCGGCCGCCACUGGCAACCUGGCUGAGCUGUGCUGGUUGGUCCGCGACGGGGGCUGCGGGCUGCAGGACCAAGAUGCCUCAGGUGUCUCCCCGUUGCACCUGGCUGCCCGGUUUGGCCAUCCAGCACUAGUGGAGUGGUUGCUACGUGAGGGUCAUACAGCCACGCUGGAGACGCUGGAGGGGGCCUUACCACUGCACCACGCUGCUGUUAGUGGCGAUCUGACCUGUGUGAAGCUCCUGACAGCGGCCCACAGCAGUGGUGUGAACCAGCAGACCCGCAAUGGUGCCUCUCCACUCUACCUGGCCUGCCAAGAGGGCCACCUGCAUCUGGCGCAGUUCCUGGUGAAAGACUGCGGGGCCGACGUGCGCCUGCGCGCCUUGGACGGCAUGAGCUCACUGCACGCUGCGGCCGCCCGUGGCCACUACUCUCUGGUUGUCUGGCUGGUCACGUUCACAGACAUCGGCCUGACAGCACGGGAUAAUGAAGGAGCCACUGCCCUGCACUUCGCAGCUCGGGGCGGCCACACGCCUAUUCUUGACCGGCUUCUGCUCAUGGGUGCCCCCAUCAUGAGAGACUCCUGGGGAGGGACUCCCCUGCAUGACGCAGCCGAGAACGGACACAUGGAGUGCUGCCAGACCCUGCUCUCCCACCGUGUAGACCCCUUCCUGCGGGACGAAGACGGCUAUACAGCGAUGGAUCUGGCAGACUAUCACGGACACCAGGAUUGCGCCCAGUACCUGCGGGAAAUGUCUCGCCCGGUAAAACCUAGGGUCCUGAUGACACCCCCACCCCCACCAUUUCCACCUCCUCCACUCUUGGCUGAAAGGGUCUCCAUGGAAGAUGGAAGAAGAGGGGACUCGGGACUCAGAAGUCCCCCGUCUGUAACUCUCAGUCCAGCCUGGCCUGGUCAGCCUGUCCCAAGGGAGCCAAUGGGCUGUGCAGCCCCUCUGAGGGUCACCACCAGUCUCCCAGCUGCCCUUAAGGCGCCUGAGAUGGAAGCCAGGGACUCCCAUGAUGGCCUGGCCACUCUGCAGCUGGAUGGGCUGCCUUCAGGAGACCUUGAUGUGCUGGUACCCACCCAGGAUGAACAGGGCCGGCCCAUCCCUGAGUGGAAGCGGCAGGUGAUGGUUCGGAAGUUGCAGGCACGCCUGGGUGCUGACCAUCUUCCAGAAGAUCAGGAUCAGAGUCAGAGCCGAAGCUCGGGCCCCACCCCUGCAGAACAGGCGACCUGGAGGUACUCACAAACGCACCAGGCUAUCCUGGGCCCCUUUGGGGAGCUGCUUACAGAGGAUGACCUUGUCUACCUGGAGAAGCAGAUCAACGACCUGCAGCUCCGGCGGCGCUGCCAGGAGUAUGAGAGCGAGCUGGGCCGGCUGGCAGCCCAGCUACAGGCCCUCCUGCCCGAGCCCCUGGUCAGCAUCACCGUCAACAGUCACUUUCUACCCCGGGCUCCAGGCCUGGAAGACGAGGAAGCCCAGGUCCUGGCACCUGAACUCGAAGCCUCAGCCGAGCUGAGGAAGGUCGAGCCCAGCGGGCAGCCUCUGCCCUUCUGGUGCAGCCAUAUAGGUCGCUUGGUGCGCAGCAUGUCCCUGCUGCUGAAGGGCAUGAACGGGCUGACACAGGGAGAUGGGGAAAAGCCGCCCGUCCCCGUCCCGCAAGACCCGGGAAAGGAUGCCAUAACCGGCCCGCCUCGAAGCGAGGCCCAGCGCGAGAUCCAGGAGUGCGGGGUGUCGGUGCGGACGCUGCGGGGGAACUUCGAGUGUGCACCGGAUCUUCCCUACGCCUCGAACUCCGGUCCUUGUGAAAUGGGGGGGCGGCCCGGCCAGUGUCUGCGAGGCUGCUGGUCGGCACCGCCACAGCCCCGAGGCGACCCGAUGGGCGGGGAGCCCCGGCCGGGCGACACGGAGGAGGCCAGCGAUUCUGGCAUUAGCUGCGAGGAGGCCCCGUCAGAGGCUGGCGCGGGGCCGGGGCUGGACCUGGCCAGCCUGCGCAAGGAGCGCAUCGUCAUGCUGUUCCUCGGCCACUGGAAGAAGUCCGCCUACACACCCGCGCUUAGGACGGCCGCCUGCAGGACAUUGGAGGCCCAGCGUGCGCGAUCCAGGGGCAACGAGGCCACCGGUAGCUCCCGGUCGCCCUCCCCGCCGCCCAGCGAUGGUCCCCGGCUCGGCCACCUGUGGCAGCAGCGCGGCAUCAUCACCCACCUGCUGGGCACCUGGAAGGCCAUCAUGGCGCAUGUGCCGGCCCGGCAGCUGCGGAGGCUGAGUCGCAGGGCGCGCGGGCCCCUGUCCCCUGAGCAAUUCUUGCCGCACGUGGAUGGGGCGCCGGUACCCUACAACAGCCUCUCGCUGGACCUCUUCAUGCUCGGCUACUUCCAGCUUCUGGAAUGCGACCUGCCGGCCGAGGAGCGCAAGAUGCGCCACUUACUGUGCUUCGAGGUCUUUGAGAACCUGGGCGCGCAUGGCUGGGAGGCAGUGCGCGCCUUCCACAAGGCGGUGACCGACGAGGUGGCCGCGGGCCGCCGUGCCUGGACUGACGGCUUCGAGGACAUCAAAGCCCGCUUCUUCGGUUCCUGCCAGGGUCCAGCCUGGGACAUGGAACCUGGCCGCAAGCUGGGCCUGACACCACUAGGAUCCUUGCCCCACGCUGCCCUCCCUGGCAGCGGCCCCGAACCUGCUAUCCCGAGGCUGGGGUCAGACUCUCAGCGGGGCAGCUUCAACAGCGGGGACAUCUGUGGCUACAUCGACCGCAGCUUCGCCUUCUGGAAGGAAAAAGAAGCGGAAAUGUUUAACUUUGGAGAAUGA